AUGGAUGAAGGCAGAGUCAGGGGAAGAGGAAUUCGAGUCAGAGGAGGGAGAAGAGCAGGCCAACGAGGAAGAGGAGGAGGCCAACAAGGGAGAGGAGGAGACCAACAAGGGAGAGGAGAAGGUCCAGAAGGGAGAGCAAGACAACCUCGCAGCAUCAUUACGGACGAGAUGCGAGCAACAGUCAUUGACCAUGUCAUUGUCCAUGGCAUGACAAUGGCUGAAGCAGGACUAAGAGUCAGUCCAAACCUGAGUAGGUUCACUGUGGCCACCAUUAUCAGGGCAUUCAGACAACACAACAGAGUUGAAAGAAUGCCACAUAGAGGUGGUAGGGUUGCCAUAUUUACAGUGGCACAAGAAACCCUCAUUGUGGAUAUGGUUCGUGAGAACAACCUCAUCAGAAUCCGGGAGAUCAGAGACAAAGUAAUUGCCGAUAAUGUCAACUUUGAGAGCAUUGAUGAUGUCAGCUUGGCCACAAUAGACCGAGUUCUUCGGCGCCAAAAGAUGCGGAUGAAACAGGUCUAUAGGGUUCCCUUUGAGCGCAACUCUGCGCGACACAAAGACCUACGUUACGAGUAUUUGCAAGUAUACAUCCAUGUUCACAGUACAGUUAGUGGACAUACUGUGUUGCUCAGUGGCCUACAUUACUUCUGGACAAUACUGUGCUACCUGAUUGACUGUUGUUCUGAACACCUGUGCACUUUCACAUUUUCACAGAGGAUAUUACAGUUGGACGUGAUGGCCAGACCUCAUGAGUACCUCUUCCUGGAUGAGGCUGGCUUCAACCUGCAGAAACGAAGGCAAAGAGGCCGUAACAUCAUUGGCCAAAGAGCCAUCACUGAGGUUCCUGGCCAACGGGGGGGGUAA
Molecule: messenger RNA, 864 nt
Organism: Xyrauchen texanus (razorback sucker)
Lineage: Eukaryota; Metazoa; Chordata; Actinopteri; Cypriniformes; Catostomidae
Exons: 2
Coding region: 1-864 (287 amino acids)
Source: RefSeq, a predicted model, not a curated record